AUGUAUAUUGGUGGAGGACAGCAUCUUGUGGCCGGUCCUGGGGCUCCGGGCCGGGGGGCGAAGACUGUGAUUGAUCCGGAACACACAACCACCUGGGCACCCGGCCAAUUGAAUGCUAGAUCCGAAGCUGUCAAUUGUGCCGCUCGUCGCGCCGUAGAUCUGGAUUACACAUUCGCCAAAGAGCAAUGCGCACAAGCGACCUUGCCGUAA
Messenger RNA from Penicillium coprophilum, 210 nucleotides. RefSeq lists its product as uncharacterized. The record is from RefSeq and is a predicted model, not a curated record. Bases 1 to 210 code for a protein of 69 amino acids. The transcript has 2 exons. NCBI's taxonomy places the organism in Eukaryota, Fungi, Ascomycota, Eurotiomycetes, Eurotiales, Aspergillaceae.